AUGCUGCGCCGACCUCCAGUCGAUGCGCGGGGGUCCUCGCAGCAGCACAAGCUCUUGCUCGCCUUGGCCGUCUUCCUCCUCCCCUGGCUUCAGCUCGCCGAUGCUCAGCAGCAGCAUCAACACGCCACUCCCUCGUCUGUCUUUCCCCAACACAAAUCAAACAAUGGCGGCUCCCAUCCCUCUUCCGCCGACUCCGCCGCCCUCCGUGACUGGGCCGCGACGCAGCUUCACGCCCUUAAGGCUGACGCCAACAAGAAGCCUUCGUCGGCCCACGAACAGUUGAUCGACCACCCUCGACAGCCAGUCGACCGCGACGACUAUACCCACAAACCCAGCAAAAAAAAAAAGAGCAAGAGGAAGCACCUCUUCAUCCCCGACGAUGCGAGCGCCCUCGCAACUUUGGCUCCGGCUCAGUCCGUCCGAGCACCACGUCCCCCCCGACACCAACGGCCCAGCAGCGUCCCUGCUUCCGGGCUCGCCCCGCAGCAGAUUGCGCGGAGUCUGGAGGACUGGGAAGUACAAGACUUUGUUCUUCUGGCGACCGUCGAUGGAGACCUCUACGCUAGCGACCGCAAGACAGGCAAGGAACGCUGGCACCUCGAGGUGGACCAGCCCAUGGUCGAGACGACGCACCACCGCGCAAACAAUUCGGUUCUCGACGACGACUAUAGCCCCGUCGACCACUACAUCUGGGCUGUCGAACCCAACCGCGACGGAGGCGUCUACGUCUGGGUCCCCAGCCCGGACUCCCGCCCUCGCGCCACCGGCUUCACCAUGAAGCGCCUCGUCGAGGAGCUGGCCCCCUACGCCGGCGAGGAGCCGCCCGUCGUCUACACGGGCGACAAGAAGACCACCAUGAUCACCCUUGAUGCCGCCACUGGCCGCGUCGUUAAGUGGUUUGGCUCCACCGGCUCCCACAUCAACGAGGCGGAGAGCUGCCUCCGUCCAAACGCCCUCUAUAACAAGGAUGCCAGGGAGUGCAGCUCUACGGGCACCAUCACCCUCGGCCGCACCGAGUACACGGUCGGCAUCCAGCGGCGAGAUGGCCGGCCCAUUGCCACGCUUAAAUAUGCCGAGUGGAGCCCCAACAACUACGACAACGACCUGUUCCAGCAGCAUCACGUUUCCCUCGACAGCCGCUACAUCACCAGCCAGCAUGACGGCAAGAUAUACGCUUUUGACUAUGCCCGCGCAGGCCACGCGGCCCCCGUGUUUAGCCACAAGUUUUCUGCCCCGGUCGUCCGUGUCUUUGACGUCUGUCGCCCCUGGGAUGCCGCCGCCGAGAGCAACCCCGAGCUGGUGGUGCUCCCCCAACCCACGAUGCCAUCGCAAGAUGAGGGCAUUGCGCGCAUGCGAAGCAACAGCCUCUUCCUCAACCAGACAGAGGGCGGCAGUUGGUACGCCCUGUCGGGCCGCCAGUAUCCCCUUAUCAUUGAUGCUCCUCUAGCGCAGGCUACGAAUCCCGGCUGGUGGGACAUGGCAUCCGCGUGGGAUAGCAUGAAUGAAGCAAAAAUUACGAAGGCCCUCGUCGGCAUGCACUCAAUUGACUCGAUCCGCAACGACUCUCCGCAGCCUCCAACCCUCCCCCGGGGCACCAUCACGGACGGGAGCGAAGACUUAGAUGAUGACUCCAACCUUCCCGUGUUACCGGACGGAGAAGCAGAUGAGGCAACAAUCAUCAACAAGGUCAAGGGACUCCCGCAGAGCGCCGCCAACAGCGUUGUCGACUUCAUCAAGAACCCGAUCCUCUUCCUCCUAUUCUUCGCGGCUCUGGUCUACAACGAGAAAAAGCUCCGCAGGUCAUACCAUCGCUGGCGCUCGAGCGGUAAUCUGAGAGAUACGUUUCUCUACCUAACUUCGGAUCCUUCCGCGGAGAAAGAUCGAGGUCUGCAAGUGGACGCUGCAAGAGAAGCCUCGCGGAAGUCGCAUAAAAACGAUGAGGACCAGCCUGCGCAGGCUAAACAGGCUCUCGACGGAUCGGCCGAGGCCCGGCAGCCGGGCAAGACGGAGGUGUCUGAUGCCACCACCGAUGCCCAAGCCGAACAUAGCGCGGCCGAGUCCAAGGCGGAGUCCGGAGCCCAAAACAGCCCGGCGGACCCCUCUUCGCCAGGUACUGCACCAGAACGGAAGAAGAAGGCACAUCGUGGAAGGCGGGGCGGUGUCAAGCACCGCAAAGGCCGGGCCCUGGAAGCAUCGCAGUCCAGGGGGGACGAAGCGGCGCCUACGACAGUGGAGGAGGCUGUGAACAAUGCCAAGAAGCUCGGUGACAGGCCAAGUCUCGAGCCUGAUGUCAUGACGGUUGCCAACGACAUGCAGGCCGUCACUGGCCCGAUCAUCAGGAUGGGCAACAUUGAGGUCAACACAGAGGUGCAGCUGGGAACCGGCAGCAACGGGACGCUGGUGUUCGCCGGGCGGUUUGACGGACGAGAGGUGGCCGUGAAGCGGAUGCUGAUUCAGUUUUACGACAUUGCCUCUCAGGAGACGAGGCUGCUCAGGGAAAGCGACGAUCAUCCCAAUGUCAUUCGGUACCAUUCGCAACAAAUCCGAGACGGGUUCCUGUACAUUGCGCUUGAGCGUUGCGCCGCGUCCCUAGCAGACGUGGUCGAGCGGCCCCACGCACUCCGCGAACUGGCCAACGCCGGACGCACCGACCUGCCGGGCGUCUUGUACCAAAUCACCAACGGCAUUAGCCACCUGCACGCCCUGCGCAUCGUCCAUCGGGAUCUAAAGCCCCAGAACAUCCUGGUCAACAUGGGCAAGGACGGAAAGCCCCGGAUGCUCGUCUCCGACUUUGGCCUGUGCAAGAAGCUCGAGGGGGGCCAAUCCUCGUUUGGGGCAACGACGGGAAGAGCAGCCGGGACGUCGGGGUGGCGGGCCCCCGAGCUCCUGCUUGACGACGACGCGCGCGAUGCCGGUGUCGUGGAUGUCAGUACGCACAGCGGCUCUGGGUCGGUGCUCGUCGGGGACAGCGGGAUGCCGCACGGCAGGCGGGCGACGCGGGCCAUUGACAUCUUUUCCCUCGGCCUCGUCUUCUUCUACGUCCUCACCAACGGCUCGCAUCCGUUUGACUGCGGCGACCGGUACAUGCGCGAGGUCAACAUCCGCAAAGGCAGCUACAACCUGCGCCCGCUCGACUCGCUGGGCGACUUUGCGCACGAGGCCAAAGACCUGAUUGGGUCAAUGCUGGACGCAGACCCCAAGAAGCGCCCGAGCGCCCGAGAUAUCAUGUCGCACCCGUUUUUCUGGUCGGCCAAGAAGCGGCUGUCCUUUUUGUGCGACGUGUCGGAUCACUUUGAAAAAGAGCCGCGCGACCCCCCCUCGUCAGCCCUCGUGGAGCUGGAACGGCACGCGCCGCAGGUGACCAAGGGCGACUUUUUGCGCCUGCUGCCCCGCGACUUUGUCGACUCGCUGGGCAAGCAGCGCAAGUACACGGGCUCGCGGCUGCUGGAUCUGCUGCGGGCGCUGCGCAACAAGCGCAACCACUACGAGGACAUGGCCGACGCCCUCAAGCGCGCCGUCGGCCCGCUGCCCGAGGGCUACCUCGGCUUCUGGGCCGUGCGCUUCCCCAUGCUACUGCUCGUCUGCUGGAACGUCGUGUAUAACGUCCAGUGGGAGGAGACGGACCGCUUUCGCGACUACUAUGAGCCGGCGGGCUUGUGA
Hirsutella rhossiliensis is the source of this 3660-nucleotide messenger RNA. Its product is annotated as ribonuclease 2-5A domain-containing protein. NCBI's taxonomy places the organism in Eukaryota, Fungi, Ascomycota, Sordariomycetes, Hypocreales, Ophiocordycipitaceae. The transcript is spliced from 2 exons. Gene Ontology annotation, cellular component: IRE1-TRAF2-ASK1 complex. The record is from RefSeq and is a predicted model, not a curated record. Gene Ontology annotation, molecular function: RNA endonuclease activity; ATP binding; protein serine/threonine kinase activity. The coding region runs from base 1 to 3660 and encodes 1219 amino acids. Gene Ontology annotation, biological process: mRNA processing; protein phosphorylation; intrinsic apoptotic signaling pathway in response to endoplasmic reticulum stress.